Molecule: messenger RNA, 1550 nt
Organism: Oncorhynchus tshawytscha (Chinook salmon)
Lineage: Eukaryota; Metazoa; Chordata; Actinopteri; Salmoniformes; Salmonidae
Product: tumor necrosis factor receptor superfamily member 13B
Exons: 5
Coding region: 104-877 (257 amino acids)
Cellular component (GO): plasma membrane
Source: RefSeq, a predicted model, not a curated record
GCCCAAGGUCACUGCAAGAGGGGCACAUUUCAAGCUGAGGUCCUCAGAUGUCUUUCUUCUCUCUGUAGUGAGUCAGCGUGUGAGUUGACACCUGAGCUGAGCCAUGGGGUUUGGCUGUCCUGAGGGUCACUUCUGGGAUGGCCUGUUGAGGAAGUGUCUGACCUGUCAGAUGGUCUGCCAGCAGCCUCACCACCACCUCAGAUGCAUCGAGUACUGUGUUUCUCUAAGGUGUAAGGCAGUCCCAGGGCAGUACUACGACAGGCUGUUGAAGAAGUGUCUGACGUGUGCUGUCGUGUGUGGCAACCAUCCCUCAGAGUGUUCUCACCAAUGUCAGACCCAACAGCCUGACUUGAGUGCAACCUUGAGGCCUGUGGAUGGGACAGUCUUCCAGAACCCUACCACCAAGGGGGGCUCCCUACUCAGUGGUGUGCCUAACUCAGUCAUCCUGGUGUACUCUCUGCUGGGCUUUUGUCUGGCUCUGCUGCUGUUGACCCUGUCUUUGGCCCUGCUUGUGCUGCUGAGGAGGGCCAGUGCCAGAGGUCCCCGACCAGGGGCCACACAGAGCAGUCCCACCCAGGGCCGUGGAAGCCAAGAGCCUAACCAGCACAGCAAGUCCUCCAAAGAUAACCUGAUGGAUCCAUCCCUGCCCAAGCUGAACAGUGUGACAGCGGGCCGUUCGUCCAGCCCAAUAGAGACCUGUGUGUGUGUCCACUGCUUCCCUGACCUCAGAGUGCCUGGCAGAGGUGAGAAGCAGCAGAGACCCCCUCUCACCCUCUACCAGCAGGCUGUCUCCCAGGACCUCCACACUCCUACCAGACGACUCACAUGUGGAUCAUCAGAAAAAAUAAUCUGCUCCCCCUCUCAGCCUAGCUUCUGACCGGAGCAGAACUGAAACCGACUGGACACUACGGCAAUAAUAGAAAUCCUAUUAAAUUACUAGAGGGGCUAUGUCAUAAACCCUCAAAGUGCCAUCCAUAAUCGGGUGAAAAUGGCAGCAAUCUUGGUCAGGGAGAAAUACAAAACCAGUCUAAUUGGAAUGAAUGGCAGAGGCAUAGGUGAUGCAUUUCCUGCUUUUACUGAUGCAGGAAAAUAAAAGUAAGGCAGGUGAUGUAUUAGAAAUUGUGUAAUGUAAUUAUAGUCAACCUAAAAUAGUGUUGUAAUUCUAAAAACAUUUGAUACUGGUUUUAUAUCAAUUUUCUGUACAAAUACCUUCUAAAAUACAUGUAAACAGACCAUACGUCUUAGUUUUCUUGAAAAACGGUGUGCUACUCUAUGAUACAAUAUCAGUACUUGUUGCAUUUAGGUCUCAGUCAUAUCAUCAACUGAUUUGAGCCAGUGUAUAGCUGUGUAUUGUCUGCCUUGUUUGAAUGGAAUGUUUGCUUGUUGGCAGUUAAAUUAGACACAUUUAUGGUGUCAUUCCUCAAAAACUGGUUGGCCAGCUAGCUAGCAAACACCCAUACUGUCAUGCUGUCAUGUUUCACCUGUCCUUGUGAUUGUCUCCACCCCCUCCAGGUGUCGCUUAUUUUCCCCAGUGUAUUUAUCCCUGUGUU